This is a messenger RNA of Vespa velutina, 363 nucleotides long. RefSeq names its product glycine-rich selenoprotein-like. The record is from RefSeq and is a predicted model, not a curated record. The transcript is spliced from 2 exons. Bases 1 to 363 code for a protein of 120 amino acids. NCBI's taxonomy places the organism in Eukaryota, Metazoa, Arthropoda, Insecta, Hymenoptera, Vespidae.
AUGGGACUAGGAAUUGAGAAAGAGGGUAGGAGGGGUGCAGUACACUGGGAUGGGGUAGAGUGGAACGAGGAGAAGAGGUGCGGUGCGAUGGGACGAGAUGCAGUCCACGGCAUGGCAUGGCAUGGCAUGGCAUGGCAUGGCAUGGCAUGGUGGUAUGGCGUGGCAUGGUGCGGCGUGGCGUGGCGUGGCGUGGUGUGCUGUAGUGUGAUGUGGUAUGGCGUGGCGCGAGGGAAAGCUGCCACCGCCGCCGCCGCCGCCGCCGGUUCGCGCGCUCUUCUCAAUGGCAAUGGCAUUGGCGGCGGCAACGGCGGCGGCGGUGGCGGUGGCGGUGGCGGCGGCGGCGACGGUGGCGGUGUGUUUUAG